Staurois parvus is the source of this 295-nucleotide messenger RNA. NCBI's taxonomy places the organism in Eukaryota, Metazoa, Chordata, Amphibia, Anura, Ranidae. The record is from the annotation of a GenBank genome assembly.
AUGCACUCUCCCAAGAAAAAGAAAAACCUCUCUAGCAAUACACAUUAAAUUGAGCAUGUGCAAAGUGUCUCCACACGAUAUGUCUUAUCAGGAGAUAAGAGGGGGACACUGGAAGAAGGGGAGAAUCAGAGAAGUCAGGAUCAAACAAUAUUUUUACACAAUGCAGAGGACUAACCCCUUAGAUUCCACAGUGACUAUAACAAGCAUACUUUACUGCCAGGGACGGAUUGACAACUCAUGGGGCCCCCGGGGGAUCAUAGGGCCCCUGUGUCAUUGCCCAAACUCAAACAAGCCU